AUUCCCAUUGAGAAGUACACUCGGGAUUACCGUGAUCCCGUGAACAAAAGAAAAGUCCUAAUAAAAAGAAACAGUCGUGCAAAAAAGUAGUCUACGGAUGUUUGCAUAAGUUGCGCCACUUGCGACCGGUGCAAACCGCGAUACCAGUUCAGACCAGUGACCAAAACGCAAAGGCUUCGUACAGAUUGUCCAGUGUGCAUCGAUACGUUGUCGGUUCGUCGUUAUAGUUGGCGAAAUUUAAAGACAAACAACGGAUCGCUUAAACGUUUCAAUUUAACGAUCAAAAUGAUAAAUCUGUGAUUCAACGUACGAUUAGAAUAUAAUGGACGAAACGAAGAUGAUCCAAAGAAAUGGCCAGACCGAUGGAAAGGGCCAAAAAUCGGUGAAAAAAGAGAAAUCGUUGUUUUGGACUUACGUACUGUGGCUAUUCGGAGGCCUAGUUGGCGCACACCACGUGUACUUGGAACGGGAUGCACAGGCAUUCGUAUACUUCAGCACUUUCGGUGGAUACGUGGGCAUUGGAUGGCUCCGAGAUAUCUAUAGGAUUCCUUCGUACGUGGCAGACGCGAACAAUGAUCCUCGUUUCCUCGAUGACUUCAAACAGACAGUUCGGACCAAUCGCAAGCCCCCGUUUUCGACAGCGCGAUUCGCUGCCGAAACCGCAGUCGCAUAUUUAUGGGCUGAAUUAUACCGUAGCGCUAUUCCGGAGGACGAGGUCUUCGGCAUUAAUUUUCGACACCUCUUAAUCCUCACGCCUUUCGUCAUCGCUUUAGGUGUGUGGACAGUUGGAAAUAUCGGUAGAGAGCAGGGAUCCAUAUGGGUCGCUCUUGGGUCUGCGUACUUGCUUUAUCCAACUCUACCCUACAUCGGCGAUGACACCAUGUGGAUAUUCCUGAUGGUCGUAGUGUCCAGUUUGAGCUUCGAUACGUUCAGCAAGCAAUGGAGAUUGAAACCAAGAAAGAGGAACAGCCUCGUUCGGAGAGCAAUUUAUUUAGGUUUAGCUGUCGCGUUGUAUCUGUCUUUAAUUGGUUGCUAUCUGUACUUCAACGCAGUUAUUACCGACAGCGAGGGCGAAGAGAUCAAACUGUCCGAAGCUAUUCAGCAUUUCCUGACGUCGCCUAUAUGGCUCGACCUUAAGGCUAGCCUCGAGGCAACCUGGAACCAAGCGAUGCAUCAAGGUUUCUGGGCAACGUGGGCCCAAUUGGUCGAUCUCACCGAUCCCCGGGGUGAAAUAAACGCUUACAAAGUUUUAGACCUCUCUCAAACAGCCACGCAAACCGAAAUAACAUCGCGUUGGAGGGCUCUUUCGAGGGAUAACCAUCCCGACAAGAUAAAAGGCACCGAAGAGGAGAGGCGACGGGCUCAGGAGAAAUUCAUGGAGAUUCAGCAGGCGUAUGAAAUUCUUUCAAAGGCGAAGAAUCGUAGACAACGCCGCAACAGAAAGUCGGAAUGACCUGGUGACGAUAGUGUCCUCGUAAAGGUUUAUUAUAAAGAUGUAUUUUUUAAUCGAUCGGAGAUAUAGACGGGGGCUCGGAGUCGAAGCGUUCUUUUAUCGAUCUCAUUCUACCUCGUUGUAUCUCGUUCUAACAGUACGCACUUUCGUUGGUCGCACUGCCGAUUCGUGGAAAUUGGUAUUGCGUUUGUAAGCAACGAACAUAAACGUUUAUACGUGUUUGUAAAUUUGUUUGUGUAAAUAGAUAAACAGUGUGAACAUACUCCUUAAAAUUGUCGUUAACGUAAAAGUGGUCGAUGAGUGUCCUAAUGAAGAUAAAAAUUUGUAAUAUCAAGACGUUUAUUUAAAAGUU
Hylaeus anthracinus is the source of this 1805-nucleotide messenger RNA. RefSeq names its product dnaJ homolog subfamily C member 22 (gene wus). The transcript has 5 exons. Gene Ontology annotation, biological process: endocytosis. Bases 323 to 1453 code for a protein of 376 amino acids. Gene Ontology annotation, cellular component: plasma membrane; early endosome. The record is from RefSeq and is a predicted model, not a curated record. Lineage: Eukaryota; Metazoa; Arthropoda; Insecta; Hymenoptera; Colletidae.